Molecule: messenger RNA, 2742 nt
Organism: Talaromyces atroroseus
Lineage: Eukaryota; Fungi; Ascomycota; Eurotiomycetes; Eurotiales; Trichocomaceae
Exons: 2
Coding region: 1-2742 (913 amino acids)
Biological process (GO): ubiquitin-dependent protein catabolic process
Cellular component (GO): anaphase-promoting complex
Molecular function (GO): ubiquitin protein ligase binding
Source: RefSeq, a predicted model, not a curated record
AUGUUCCAAAACGCUUCUCUUGCCAGGAGCCGCAAGCGCGUCUUCAACUCCGUGUUCGCGCCCGUCACCUUGACGGAAAAUGCUCCCACUCCUCUAGCCACGCCAGCACUUGGUUCCAGCGCUCCAGGUCAAGCAUUCGGGUCUCGGGCUUUACCAGAGGCAGUCAGUAACGUCAGAAUCAAUGAAGCAGAACCGGAGCCUGAAGGGAUCAUUUGGAGCCGAGUGUGGCAUUCCGCAACCGAGUUUCUCGCACUGCCUGAUUGGACCUAUGAAACGCUUUCCAGCUUUGUCGAACAUGCUACAUCUUUUUCAUUGCAACCGAAACAUAUCACGCCGGAGAUAGAAAGGUCUCUGUCCCAUUUAUUAAAUCAGCACCAGCAAAUCAAGGAAUAUGAUCUUGUCGACUGGUAUUGCAAUGAGCUACGUCGUCAUUUUAUAACUAAUCUACGCGCUGUUCUUGGGGCUGCCCUGGAAACAAGCCCCGAAGAUGAGUCUCUUGCCGAGACAGUGCGCUGCUUACAACUGGCACAGCACAUGUAUUUUACGCCAUUCUUGAAUCAUGUGGCGCCAAAAUUGGACACAACGGAGCGUGACACAUCGUUUUUAAAGCUUCGAGAGAGUUUUCAGGCCAUUGUUGCGCAUUCGCUAUCGUCUAGUCGCAUAUCAAAUGCCUUGGAGAUAGCCCUUCUGAAAGAUGCUUCUAUCGUAUUAGGAAUCUCGCAGGCGAGGAAUGACCAGGGAGAUGAAAAUGAAUCAACCGGCCAUGAAAACGACAUGGAGAUUGACGCACAAGUCUCCACCUCAUAUAGACGCUGGAGAGACAUCCCGUCUGAGGCUACUCGCAUUCAGAUCAUGGCUGAGCAGGAAGACAGCCAGCUGAGCGAGUCUAGACACAAAAUUCUUUCGAUACUACAGGCUAUGCAAGAUGUCGGAAUCGGUGGUCACCGAGCGCAGAAAGUAUUCGCCCGGGUAAUGAAUGAUAUGAUGACUGAAUUCAUAGUGGUAAGCUAUAAAGAACAGUGGCGCUCACCGUCUCUAGUUGUGCAACAUUUACGGCUAUGGGUGGAAAAUGUCUUUGCAAGACUAGCUGUCGAAGUGCUGGCCAUUCUUCAGCCGUCUUCCUUGGGCAAUAUUGAUGAACAGUUGGACAAUGUUCGUCUAGAUGAUGUGGAAAAGUGGCAAGAGAUUGCGAUUGCCCGCCUUGGUGCUCUGCGUACCAGUGAGCUUUUUGAUGUGAUCGUCGACUGGGACUCCAGUAGUGGUGCGAUUGAAGACCUUAAACAUUACACAACACACACUGCCUCAAGGUAUUCACUGGCGACUACAUUCAUCAGUAUGCUCAUUCAGCGCUUACUCCACCCUGGAGCGUCCACCGUCCAAAUUCUGCAGCUCUAUAUCUCCAUUAUUCGAGCAUUCAACCUUCUAGACCCAAAGGGCGUUCUGCUUGACCGGGCAGCUCGACCCAUUAGAAAAUACCUUCGAGACCGCGAUGACACAAUUAAAGCCAUUGUUGGCGGACUUCUCGCAGACAACACGAGCAAUGAAACAGGGUCGAAUACAGAAUUUGGUGAGACAUUGGUAGAACUUUCAACAGAACUCAACAACGCUCAUCAACGAAGCGUCCAGAACGAUACUGGCGAGCUGGAUUGGGAUGAUAUGAACUGGAUGCCAGAUCCCGUGGAUGCGGCUGCGGAUUACAAGAGAUCCAAAGGUGCAGACGUUGUCGGCAGUUUGAUUAGUCUCUUUGAGUCCAAGGAGGCAUUCGUGAAAGAGCUCCAGAACAUGCUAUCAGAGCGAUUGCUUAAAAAGAAAGCGGACUUUGAUCAGGAACGAUCGGUUUUGGAAUUGUUGAAAAUACGAUUUGGCGACGGUGCACUGCAGGCCUGCGAAGUCAUGCUUCGCGAUGUCGUUGAUUCCAAACGCGUCGAUACUAUUAUUCGAAACGACCAAAAGUCAGGAACCGUAGCAGAUGCGUUAGGGCAAACCGAGAAUACACCGCAGCUGCAUGCCAAGAUCCUGUCACGAUUUUUCUGGCCGGACAUUCAAGACCAGCCAUUCAACGUACCUGAAGAGAUCGAUAGGUUACAGCAGCGGUAUUCCGACGGUUUUGAAUCUCUCAAACAGUCUCGCAAACUGAAAUGGUUUAAUGCGCUUGGCCAGGUCACCGUUGAAUUAGACCUUGAAGAUCGAGUAUUCACGGAUGAAGUUACAACGUGGCAGGCUACCGUGAUCUACGCCUUUCAGUCCGAGACACCCAGCUCUAGUUCCAAUGAGCCGGUCACAAAGACUGUGAUGGAACUUGCAAAGACGCUGAACAUGUCUGCUUCUCUGGUACGUAGCGCUUGCCUCUUCUGGGUAAGCAAGCGGAUCCUCAGUGAGGUACAACGGGAUUCUUUCCGCGUGCUUGAGGUGCUCCCCAGCGACGAUGAUCAUGAAAUGACUACCGGCGACGAACAGGAAGCUAUCAGCGCAUCCGCAGCCGAAGCCAAUGCUGCAGCGGCAGCAAAAGAAACAGCCAAUGCGGCGGCCAUGGAAAAAAUGAACCUUUACUGGCAAUUCAUCGUGGGCAUGUUGACGAAUCAAGGCGCUAUGCCUCUGCAACGAAUUAUCAUGAUGCUCAAGAUCGUAGUACCGGGGGGCUUUCCUUUUGGGAACGAAGAACUGCGGGAGUUCCUUGCCGGCAUGGUGGCACAGGGCAAGCUGGAGAUUGUUGGUGGGGGGAACUACAAGAUCGUGCGGUGA